This is a messenger RNA of Cladocopium goreaui, 2661 nucleotides long. The record is from the annotation of a GenBank genome assembly. NCBI's taxonomy places the organism in Eukaryota, Dinophyceae, Suessiales, Symbiodiniaceae.
AUGGAAAACCACGGAACGUCAUUGGCAAAACUAGGGACAGCCGUGGUCAGUGGCAAAAUCCAGAGGUACUUCAUCUCGGGUGGCGGUUCGGUGCCCUUUGGCUCGCAUCCUUGUCUCGGGACGGGUGGCAAACUUCACGAGAGCGCAGGGUGCCGCCCACACUCUCAGAUUAGCGGCCUUCCAACUGUUGAAAGUCUCGUUGGUAGCUCCCGCCUCAUCGAUCAGGGGUACAGCGCAGCAGACGACAGUUCCCUAACCGAGCGGCGGUUCACCAGGAUUGCUCUUCGUGCCAUGUAUAGCUGCAUGCGCCAGUUGUUGGAUGGAAGUGAUGCAGAGGCCCGCGGAGCCGACAAGAUCGCUCUGGCCAUUGAUCUCAGCUUCCCAGCGGCCACGGUUGGCACUCCCGCCUUUCUUCCAGGGUUUGGAUCCCCAGAACUGAUGGGUGGGCACCAACAGCUGAAGCAGAUGGUGUCGCCGUGGCCCCCAGAAGAUGAACCGUGGACAGAAUGCCUGUCUACCAGCAAGAGAUCGUUCUACUCCUCCGUGCAGGACGUCAGACGGUUGCUGGAGGAGAAAGCCGACCCCAAUUGCCGGCUGAGGUACAAGUUGGGCAGCACAACCUUCGAUGGGACACCCCUGACAUUGGUCGUGAAGUUGAAUCGGCCCAACUGCUUGGAUGUCUUGCAGCUACUGUUGGAGGAACGGGCUGACGUUGGGUCUCAGUAUUACACGAAACUGGGCCUAAGUGAUUCAGACUACCAUGGGGUGGCCGCUUGUGCUGCCUGUGCAUCGGGCAAUGUCUCUGCGCUGAAGUUGCUGGUGCAGUAUGAUGCACCUUUGUCUGGAAGAUUGGGUGUGCUGAACCGUGAGCCCAACAGCACCCUUCUCUACGAGGCCAGUUACUUUGGCCAUGCGGAGGUGGUCCAAUAUCUCCUGCAACAGAACUGUGACCCCGACGUCCAGGUGACGUGUCACGAUGAUCUGAAACAGAAGAAGACAGCCAUCCAAACUGCGACAAUCUUGGGGCACAGUGAAGUAGUAGGAGCACUUCUGUCUGCAAAUGUAGGGAUCACACAGGGUGUGCUUCUAGCAAGCAUUGACGGAGGUCACGAAGAUAUUCUCAGGCAGAUUGUCAGAGAUGGAGCCGAAAUGUUCAAGGCUUCCUUCGUCCUCCACGGUGGAUCAAUGCGGGCCAUCGACUACGUCUUUGAGAAGCGGAAUUCCAUGCUGGUUGCUGCAGUGGCCCAGGGUUUGUGGCUCCGGGUGGCGGCCAGCGAUCCUGUCUGGGGCAUCAAGGAAGAGUUGAAGGAGGAACUGGACCGGAUCAUGUUCUCAGAUUUGUUGAAGUUCCUGGACACACCAGAUGCGCAACAGAUCCUCCGUGUGAUAUUUCGGAGCUAUCAAUGUCAGUAUCGAGAUGGGAGAAGACUGCAUUGGAGGAUUGCAGACAUCCCAGAUGGAGAUCUGAACGUAGCGUUGGGGCCAGCCAAGGAGUAUUUCGAUGAGCGACCGUACACUGAAAACUACCACAAAACUGACGCGGAAACUGCGUUUGAGAAGAGAUUGGGCUUUGACACCACGUAUGGAAAGCAGGUGCCGGCGGAGGUCUUCUACUGCUCCUUUCCCUGGCUGCAUCGACAUCCAGAGGUGCUCCGCAUUCUUGCGUCAGAAAGGAAUCCCUCAAUCUUCGAAGAGAAAGCAGCGCGAGCCAUUGUGAGGAUGGCAUGGUCCGAAGCAAAAAGAAGGCACACCGUGUCAUUUCUCAUGGACUUGCUGGCAGCCGUUUUAUUCUUCUGCCUUGCGCUGGUACUGAGAGGUGAACAUUGGUGGCAGGACUCCAGUUGGCAUCUCCCCACCAUAGUGACUUUGCUGUUCUUGAUCUGGGCAAAGACCUUGAUUUGGGAGCUGCUGCAACUCUGGGGAUUCCAGCUGAACGGAUCGUUGAUGCGGUACAUGAGAUCACUCGAGAAUCUGGCAGAUAUUCUUCGUAUCAUCCUCACAGGUGUCAUUUUGGUGGUGGUCAGCAGCGAUUGGGACAAUUUCAGCAGGGGUAAGAUGUGGCGCCUCAUCUUUGCGGCUACAGGUUUUCUGUGGUGGCUGAGAGUCUUAAAUACCUUGAAAGGCUUCGAAAGUACUGGUGAGUCGAUGUUGCCAAUCCUGAAAGCGACAUUUGCCACUGGGCCCUUCCUCUUCGUCGUCUUCUGUUUUCUUGCCGGCUUCUGGCACGUCUACUACUCCUUUGGUUUCACUGCCUGGUGGACCGCGUGGAUGACCAUGUUCCGCCUGGGCUUUCUGGCGGAUGCCGGGCUCUUGGAUGAUGCCAAUGAGCCAGCCGAUUGGAGCACCUGGAUCGACCUACUGUUGAUGGUGGUCGGUCUCUCUGUGGCGAUUGUGCUUUUGAACAUUCUAGUUGGUGUACUGUCAGAGAGUUACAGCGCUGGAUUUGCGGACCGGACCCGUCUCUUUCUGGCGGAGAGAUGCCGUGUACUGUCGAUACAUUUCGCACUGGAUGCUACAAUCUCUUGGAAAUGUUGCCGGAAUCCGCGCAUCGGCGAGGAGAUCAAGCACUGGGCAGCAGUGGAUGCCUUCGACCGACUCUGGUUUGUCUCACAGAGAGAGAAGUCGGAGAAGGAGAAAUCCGAGAAGUCGAUCAGCCAAUGA